This is a messenger RNA of Bombus pascuorum, 1026 nucleotides long. RefSeq names its product RPA-interacting protein (gene Ripalpha). Gene Ontology annotation, biological process: protein import into nucleus. Lineage: Eukaryota; Metazoa; Arthropoda; Insecta; Hymenoptera; Apidae. The coding region runs from base 121 to 789 and encodes 222 amino acids. Gene Ontology annotation, cellular component: nucleus. The transcript has 3 exons. The record is from RefSeq and is a predicted model, not a curated record.
AUCAUGCUUCGAUCAGAGUAGUAGCGAUAUUUGUAAACGUCAAUCUACUCUGUGUUGUUUUGUAUUAUCUGUUUUCGUAUAAUUUCAAUAUAAAAUAGUAUCUAAUUAUAAAAGAAAGACAUGGAGAAUCGAAGUCCAACCAUGAGUAUAAAAUUAAAAAAUAGGAACAGUGUUAAUAAACUUAGACACAGUUCUCCGAAAUUGCAAGAGGUCUUGCGAGAGAGAUGUCGAGAAAGAAUGAGAGAGAAACGUGGACAAUUAUUUAAUAAAGGUAGAUUUGGUUUGGAAAGUAAUUCGAAAGAUGUACAAGAUACGUUAACUGAAAUCGUACGUAAAGAAUUUAAUAAUCUCGUAACUAGAGAUCUUGAUCCAGCUUUUUUUAACAAUGCAUCGUUUCUUAAUGAAUUGCUUAAUCAAGAAGAAGAAUUAGAAAAUGAAAUACUCAGUGAAGAAGAACAGUGGAUAUUACAAGAAUAUGAAAAAAUGACACAAGAAGAAAUUGAAAUAUUAGCUCUCACUGCAGACGAACAAGACAAAGAAGUUAUUUGUCCUAUAUGUCAGAGAUCUAAUUUAACACAAAAACAAAAUAAUGUAACUUGUAUAUCUUGUGAUUUUGUAUUGAAUAACUGUAUCAGUGUAAAGGAAGUAGGAUGUUGUAUCGAUAACUGUGUGAAUAACCAUUCUGCGCAAUGUAGAAAAACUCCUAGCUUUUUUCCUCUGUCUGAGAACAACAAGAUAUCCUUGUAUCUAGUUUGUGACGAAUGUUCUACGUGGGCAUCAAUAAUAUAAGUUUUGAUUGUCCCUUUAAUUAUCAAAAGAUUUUAAUAAUAAUACAAUCACUGAAAAGAAUUGUAUUUUUUUAUACAAUCAAUGUCCAAUUUAAGUUUUUAGUAAUAAUCCCUUAAUACAUAAUACAUUUGAUGGACAUUUGAAUGAAACUUAAUGCUGGAUAUCGGACUAAUAUCCAAGAAGGAAUUCAGAUAAUAAAAUCCUUAUUUUUAAAUAAAAUGUUAGAAAUAAAAAAAA